AUGAGCGACCUGCAGCGAACAUGGGCUAAAGCCAAGUUCGGCGUCUCUAACGAUCCCUUCGAUGAACUCCAAGAGGAGCAGGGUCAGGAUGUACUCCCUGAGCUGCCAGAGCCUGUCGACGAUGACUCCUCCUCCGCCUCGUCAGCCUCGUCCGUCUCAUCAACUGGAACCAUUAUCCCCUCGCCCAACCAAAAGCUGUUCGCUCGACCUCAAGGAGUCGCCCGUGGCAGGACCUUGGAGCAGAUUCCCUGGACAACUUACUUUGAGCGCGAGGUAUCGUUGAAGUCGGAGCAAGAUCCGGAAGUCAUUUACCAUGCUUAUUUGACAUCGCCCGUGGGCAAGGGGCCACUGUUUGUGAUGCAUCAUGGAGCCGGCUCAUCUGGACUGUCAUUUGCUGUUGUGGCUUCUCAGAUAAGAAAGCGCAUUUCGACGGCGGGUAUCCUGGCCUUGGACUGUAGGGGACAUGGUUCGACAUAUGCCCCUGAAGACAAAGCGUUUGACAUGAGAUUGGAUACGCUCUCAUCAGAUCUGUACAAUGUCGUCCAGCUCACAAAGACUGAGAUGUCAUGGCCAGAGAUGCCCCCGAUAGUGCUCGUGGGGCACUCACUAGGCGGAGCAGUCGUAACUGAUCUGGCCAAGUCCGGGAAAUUGGGUACAUCAGUUCUGGGCUAUACAGUGCUGGAUGUUGUCGAAGGCUCUGCUAUUGAUGCACUGCAGAGCAUGCACACCUACUUGUCUACGAGACCUCUGGGCUUUGCGACGCUGCAAGCAGGUAUCGAAUGGCAUAUUCGAUCACGGACAAUACGCAACUCCAUAUCUGCCCGCACGUCUGUUCCUGCGCUGCUCGUCUUCAACGAGAACGACGACCCAACGCGGCCGUGGAGAUGGCGGACCAACCUGGGUGCAACGCAACCUUACUGGGAGGACUGGUUCGUAGGACUGAGCAAAAAGUUCUUGGAGGCAAGAGGAGGAAAGAUGCUUCUGCUCGCCGGAACGGAUAGAUUGGACACUGAGUUGACCAUUGGACAAAUGCAAGGAAAAUAUGCCCUACAGGUGUUUCCUGAGGCUGGCCACUUCAUUCAUGAAGAUUUGCCGGAAAAGACGGCAGUGUCGUUGGUCGAUUUCUUCCGCAGAAACGACCGCACUGCUCUUGUGCUUCCCCCGAAGGUAUCCGAUCUUAUCAAACAAGGCAAAAGAGUAUGA
This is a messenger RNA of Fusarium pseudograminearum CS3096, 1203 nucleotides long. RefSeq lists its product as uncharacterized. Gene Ontology annotation, biological process: protein demethylation. The record is from RefSeq and is a predicted model, not a curated record. Gene Ontology annotation, molecular function: protein methylesterase activity. NCBI's taxonomy places the organism in Eukaryota, Fungi, Ascomycota, Sordariomycetes, Hypocreales, Nectriaceae. The transcript is spliced from 3 exons. Bases 1 to 1203 code for a protein of 400 amino acids.